Messenger RNA from Cotesia glomerata, 1143 nucleotides. Its product is annotated as ankyrin-1-like. The transcript has a single exon. Lineage: Eukaryota; Metazoa; Arthropoda; Insecta; Hymenoptera; Braconidae. Gene Ontology annotation, molecular function: protein binding. Bases 1 to 1143 code for a protein of 380 amino acids. The record is from RefSeq and is a predicted model, not a curated record.
AUGUUGGAGCAUAUGAUCCGGGAAGGAAUAGAUACUCGGAUCAAGAAUGGGGAAGGUUUAGCGGCGAUACACAUAGCCGCAAAACAAAGGACGUGGGACCUGUUUAAUAUACUGGUGAAAGAAGGAUCAUCACUCGAGUCGGAGGACAAUGAAGGAAAAACUGCGUUAUUUUACGCUUUUGAAGGAAGGCAAUGGGGCAAAGCCGUCAAACUGUUGCGACUUGGAGCGAAGGUAAAUCACUCUACCAAAGAAGGAAUGACGCCAAUCAUGGCGGUGUUCACAAAAUCAAUCAGGUACAUAUACGCAGGAGGAAACAACUGGAGCGACGAAUACACAGAACUAAUCAACAUCGUAAGAAUACUGUUAGUCUUCGGGGCAGAGGUAAACCGGGGUACAACAAAAGAGGGCAUUACACCAUUGCAUAUGGCCGCACAUAGGGGAUACGGGGACAUAGCAGAAAUACUACUAUCAUACUACGACAUCAACAUCACGAGCAAGAGAGGGGAAAAUGCUCUCCAAUUCUGUAAAUACCCCAGGCAAGAGGAAUGUAUGCCAAAAGGGUAUGUGUCAGGGAUCCCAGACAAUACGAUAGAUCAUUCAACCCGGGAACAUCGCGAAACACACAAAUUACUCAGACUCUGGCUUCUAAAACUACGUGCUAAAAAAAAAAAGAUAACGGAAGAAUUUAAAUCAGAAACACUAAACAUCACGGAGGAAGAGGAAUUCCUGGAAGACGAAUUUAAAAAGGAGUUGACAAGAAUGGAAAAAGAAGUUAUAACGCGGCAGUGUGGAGAAAGAAUAACUUUACGCGACGUUUGGAACGCUUCAACCGAACAAAUGCGGACCUACAACAGGCAGAAAAAAUUCGAGGAAAUAUUAAACAAUGAUACAAACAUACAAGGUGACUUUAGAAUCGAAAUUGAAGGAAAGAUAAGACUUGCAACAGGACGAAAGAAGGUGGAGAAACUGGUGAAAAAAGAGCUAGAAAAAAUUAUGUUCCUAAGACACCUACAGGACCAUCAACUUGAUAAGAUAGUCGGCUACCUUGGGAUAGGGGACCUAGUCCAAAUAGCAAACCCACGAAGGAAGACCACGACCGAAGCACUGGGAUAUAAAAAACUUCGCGAGAUGCUAUUAACAUGA